UCAUUUUGUUUUUCUUCUUCAAGCUGAAAGAGCCGGGACGGAUUAUCGGAAUAAUUUGUAAAGAAAAAUUCUGAAAAUAUAAAAAAUAAAACUACACAAAAAGUGCAUUGGAAAAAAUUAUAUAAAAAUAAACAGUAAUAAAAUAAAAAGUAACUCCGUUUUACAAGUGCUAAACCGAAAUACGUUUUCUUUUGAAAAGAAACAAAAGAAAUUUCGAGUGAAAGAAGUGUAGAAUAUUGGAGCAGACUAUAAACGGUGAAAAAAGUACAGUGAAAUUUUUCUGAGUAAAAGAAAACUAUUGUUGUGUUAGUGUGCAUAGAGGUAAAUGAAUGCAAGAGACAAAAAAUAUAUGUAGUAUAUUUCUUAUAAAUAAUUAAAAUAAAUAGUAUACAAUAUUGAAAAAGAAGCUAACGUGAAUUGUUUGCAACCAAAGCAUAACCAAAGAUUAUUGAUUUUUUACUGACUACUGGAUGUUUCUAAAGGGACAUAUAUUAAUUAUAUAUUUCCAGAAAAUUACUACAACAAAAAUAAAUCUUUGGUUUAUACUUCUAACUGCUGCCAACCAAUUAUAAAAUUAAAAAAUCUUAAACAAUAUAAAUAACAAUAAAGUCUUUUGGAUCUUGUAAUUAAUUUACUAAGAUAAAAAGAAAAAACUACUUUCAUUUACAAUUCACGUAAAUAUAUUAUUUAAAGACACAUAAACGGCUUUUUAAUGAUGUCGUCCGAUCAACAGUUCUUUUUAAAAUGGAACGAUUUUCAAACGAAUAUGGUAACAUCGUUUCGGCACUUAAGGGAUGAAAAAAGUUUUACAGAUGUAACUCUUGCAUGUGAAGGACAAACAUGUAAAGCACAUAAAAUGGUUUUAUCAGCAUGUAGUCCGUACUUCAAGGCAUUGCUCGAGGAAAAUCCAUCCAAACAUCCUAUUAUCAUACUCAAAGAUGUUUCCUACAUACAUCUGCAAGCUAUUUUAGAAUUUAUGUAUGCUGGCGAAGUGAAUGUGUCACAAGAACAGUUACCUGCAUUCCUAAAGACAGCUGAUCGCCUUAAAGUGAAAGGCUUAGCAGAAACACCCAGUUCUAUAAAAAGGGAAGGUUGAUGGUGGUAAUUGCUUAAUACUUUUGAGGUCCUUAUAAAGAUCUACCUUCCACAAAAGAAAACAAAAAAGCAACAAAUACAUUUAAAAUGCAGCAGCACACACGUACACCCGCAAGAUUAUACAAAACAAUAAAACAUAUUAAAUUUAUCAUUUGUCCCUAUUUCAAUGCAUCUCCUCUUCCUUUUGUUUUUGUAUUUUUUUUCCUGAAGAUCAAUAAUUGAAACAUCAAUACAACAAAAACACCAGAAAAUUUUCAAUUAAUUCGCAAUUAAAAACAAAAUAAUAUGUAUACUUAAAUAUAUGUGCAACCACCCUCCAACAAAAA
This is a messenger RNA of Lucilia cuprina (Australian sheep blowfly), 1421 nucleotides long. It is a transcript of the gene lolal, whose product is annotated as longitudinals lacking protein-like. Bases 713 to 1096 code for a protein of 127 amino acids. Gene Ontology annotation, molecular function: protein binding. Gene Ontology annotation, biological process: regulation of transcription by RNA polymerase II. The record is from RefSeq and is a predicted model, not a curated record. NCBI's taxonomy places the organism in Eukaryota, Metazoa, Arthropoda, Insecta, Diptera, Calliphoridae. The transcript is spliced from 4 exons. Gene Ontology annotation, cellular component: nucleus.